This is a messenger RNA of Ilyonectria robusta, 2818 nucleotides long. RefSeq lists its product as uncharacterized. Bases 106 to 2571 code for a protein of 821 amino acids. The record is from RefSeq and is a predicted model, not a curated record. Lineage: Eukaryota; Fungi; Ascomycota; Sordariomycetes; Hypocreales; Nectriaceae. Gene Ontology annotation, molecular function: protein binding. The transcript has 3 exons.
GAAAACAACAUCGUCAACAGUAAUCAGCAACAAAGUGCACAAGGACCCUCCAGUCCAGGAGACUGGUGCCCUGCAGCCUGACAACAAUCACCAGAAAAACCAAAUAUGGAAUACACAUACUAUAACCCCGGCGAGCGCCGGACGUACCAAGAAAUGCGACAGAAACCCGUCCUGCGGGAUACCUUCUUCAGCCUCAAGAACGAUUCACAACUGGACCGACCAACAUCAGUAGCUACCGAAUUUGUCGACACUGAUUGGGAUGAGGAGGAGGAGGUGGAGAUCGUGAGCGACGUUGAGGAAGACGACAACUCUCCUCGCCUGAGUGUGCAAUCGUCGGGACAACCCAGUUUUACCACCGUCUCUUCCUACGAUGAGGUACCCACGCCGAGGUCGAGCAGGAGUCAGGAGGAUGCAUACAUCCACUACUCCCCCAAGCAGGUCGAGGGUCCCCGAGGGCCGCAUCUGUUCCGCAGCUCGACCGACAACAAUUCCUUCGACGAGGACAUUGUCUUGACCCUCUCGCCCAUCACCCCCAAGGUACCGACCCGAGGCAUUGCUGACCUUCUUGCCCAACCGCAAGUGCCCCGUCGCAACAGCCCCUUUCAGUAUACCCAUGAGGAGCUCGACACAUCGACCCUCCCAGAAUGGUCUCCGGAGAUGGUCGCCCAGUCCAUGCUCAAUGCUGGCAUUGAGCUCUCAAUGGCAGACCGGUUUAUGGAGAAUGACAUCAACGGUGCCAUCUUAAUUACUUUGAAGUUUGAGGACCUGCGGGAACUCGACAUUCAGUCCUUCGGCAUCCGAACCAAGGUCUGGCACCAGAUCCAGGCGUUGAGGGACAGCCGACCAGUGUCCCCCCGGCCAGAGACGCCCAUUGAGGAUGCGCCAAGCCGGGAAGCCAAGAGGGAAUCCCGCAAGAAGAAGGACAGCCACGGUCCCCAGCACCGCCAGAGCAGCAGGCGAAGGCAAAGGAAGAACAGGAACCACUCCCACGAUGACAUCACCCCAAUGGAGUCGGUGUCCAUCAUCGGCAUCGAGCAGGUCAUCCCGAAGCCGCACUACUGCUCCAAGGGCGAGAACUGCACCAAGUGGAAGAAGCAGCAGGCCCUCAUCCGAGCCUUCAGGAAAGAACACCCCAAUGUCGACAUGAACACCGUAGGCACCGUCAUGAUUGGCGAUGCCGGCAACCCGGACACGGCCCGAGCCAUUGACCCCAUCGAGACGCUGCGUCCCGUCUCGGAUGCCGUGCCUUCGGUCGUCGCCUCUUCCGACGUCCUUGGACCCGGCGCCCUGCCUGCGUUCCAAUACCUCCAAGAGGCAACUCUACGCAGCUUCCAGGAGCGGGAUCCUCAGGACAACGUCCGACAGUUCCUGAGCUUCCAGCACCAAGAGCACGUGGACGACUGCAACGAUGUCCCUCCCACACCUCCCUGGCAGGCCAACCCGGGGGUCCAGGCUCCUCACCACGGCCUGCGCCGUCUCCCCCGGCUGUCCAUCCCGAACAAGCCUCCGCCUCCACGGGUGAUGCCGCCGCGCGCUGCGACCGUCCCUCCUCCACAGCAGCACGCACAGCAGCAGCCACCGGUGCAACAGAACAACUUCGCCCCCUACCGCAUGGACAAGGCCGACCCUAUGUCCCCCGACCUGGAGACCCCGACGAACCCCUACCGCUUCGGUACUCCCUUCUCGGAGCUCGAUGUCCCUGUCACCGCUGUCCCCAUUGGCCCUGUGGCUCGCGAUGUUUCCCAGUCUGUGCCCCCUGACAUGAGCUUUCGCACAUCCCCCAUCCACGCCAACCCGGCCCCUCCCCGUUGCCAGUCUCGCGCUUCUGGUCGCCGCCCUUCGUUCCCCGUUCUUCCUGCCUUGUCGGAGAACAAGCCCACUCUCGCCCACCGCCCUGCUCUCAAGGCCCCAUCUCCCAAGUCUCCCCGAGCCUCUGUCCGUUACCAGCAGCCCCUUCAGGCCCCUCCCCGUGCCAACUACCCUUGGUCUCCCAUCGAGCGUACCAACUUUGAGAAGGCCAUUCCUCCCAUGCCUUCCCAGCAGGCUCCCGCCGCCACGGCUGACCUUGCCAAUGGCGUCACCCACCAGGGCCCCAUGAAGAAGCGCAAGACGCGUAUGCUCCGUCAUGAGUGGAAUGACGGAUACUUCACCCUCAAGGGCACCCGCUUGAACAUGCACAGGGAUGUCACUGAGGUGGACCGCACGCUUGAGUAUGUCGACAUUGACGACUACGCCAUCGCCUGCUCUAGCCUCGCCUCCACCUCCAAGCUAAGCGCCGCCUUCAAGGCCGUUCACUUCAGUCACAGCCGUGAGAAGAGCGACCCCGGUGCAUUCAGCUUCCAGCUCAUCCCCCAGGACAAGAACACUGCUCGUCUCCGCAAGCGCGAGAGCGCCCUCAAUGCCACUGGUGGCAUCCCCGCUGAGGGUGUCAACGGCACCGGCAAGACUCACCACUUCGCCGUCAAGAGCCGUGACGACCGCAUCGACUGGAUGCGAGAGCUCAUGCUGGCCAAGGCUCUCAGGCAGAAGGGCGAGGGUUUCGAGAUCAGUGUCAAUGGCAACAUGAUCUAGACACCUCUACACUCCACACUCUGCCUCCACCUUUUCAACUGCGCAAUUCCCUCGCACUCCUCUAGUUCGAGUAUCACCUCUAUGUACUCCCAUUCUCUGUUGAACGGCCCUAUCAUGGGGUCCGUCAGCAUUCUCACAUGUAACGGCCUCUUUUUUUUUUUUUAUGUUUGCGCAUGUUUCUUCUUUCAUGGGUUUUGGUGUUUGCACUUUUCAGAACUUGAACGACAGACAUGCAGAUACUCAAACU